GGCUGUCAGGUGCCCUGGGGGAUUUUGGAGCCUUUUGGGUUGGUGCACUGAGGAGCUUACCUGUCUGCAGCUGCGUUAGCUGCUCUGCUGGGAGAGGCUCCUCUCCACAAACACCGUUUCUCUUUUCAGAGCAGUUCUGCUAGAGAUAGGGGAGACAGAAGUAAGCCUGACUCGUAUUCCUAAAUUUUCCUUCGUGUCCUUGUGGCUGAGUGUGCACAGCUUUUCAUUACACCGCAGAAUCUGAUGGCUGCUGCUGGGAGCGCUGGGCCGGCCUCUGCCUGCGCGAGAGCUCCGCGGCUGGAGAUGUAAUCUGGCUGUGCUGCAGCAGCUAAUGAAUACAUAAGCAAAAAAUGGUUUGGGAAGUAGAUCACUGCUCUGAUGUGUUCCAGUCUGUCUAGUGUACAACACUCAUUAAAUGAGAAUGAUUUGAAUAAGUGAAGUGAAACGAUGGUUACACUCAGAGGGAGGUGUGAGAUCUCGGGUCCUUUUGCUAUGGAGCAUCUUUUCUGCUUUUAGGAUGACCACCAAAUUAACAGCUGGCCUGCGAAUAGCAGAGAACUUCCUUUCCAGUGCAAUAUCACCUUGGUGCUUUCUAAUAGAAGGUUGCUUUUUAAAAAGCAGGCGUUCCAUCCAAAACAAACACGAGUCUCUUGGGUGGUGGUUGAAGUUUCAGUGGCUUUGGAGCCCAGCUACCUGCCCUCCUGCAGGAAUACCGCCGCGCCCCGGCCGUCUGGAGCUGCUUGGAGGCGAGGUGCCAGCUGUUUGCAGAAGAAUGGAAGGUUAUGAAAUCGCAGUGUCACUCUGAUAAAAACUAAUCACAGUUUCAGAUGGGUGUCAUCUGAUAGUGGUCACGUCUGAAUUUCACUUGCUUCUGUACGAGAAGCUUCAUACCUUUCCGUUUGUCCAGAAGGGGUUGUGCGAUGUCAGACCGAAGGCAAUGUGGCUGCUCGUGUGGGCGUGCUGUUAGGAAGCAUGGCAGCUUUCUGGGCCGGUUGGGCUGUGCGUGUGGGGUGCCCCCAGCAGUGUGCCAGGACGUCACUGCUUUGUUCUGCCUCGGCUGGCUGGAAGAAGUGGGAGCCAGUGAGCAGCAGGACGUGUUCUGCUUCUCUUUCUUGUUUCUCGGGACUGAGAAAACGUUCUGGGUAAUACUUGUGGAAUGGGUUCGGGUGGGGUUUUUUGUUUGGUGGCGGUGGUUGUUUUUCUGCAGGAAGCGUGAAACGGGAAGAGCUGCUGUCCCUUGUGCUGCCGCCGGUGUUCUGGGGCUGGGGAGAUGCUCAUCUGAAAAUUAACUUGGAUUUGAUGAGGGGGAAUUGUUCAGCCGGUGUCAGGAAAGAGUGAAUUCCCCUAUUACUAGUAACAACAUUUUGGGUCAUUCUAAUCUUGUAGUUCCACCUUUGGUGUUUCUCUUUGCCCACUUCUUCUUCAGUACUUUCCUAGACUGAACAGCUCGGAGCUUAUCUCCCCUAACCGUCUCGGUAGCUCUGUUCUGGCCCAUUGCAGUUACCCCUGGGGCCCACACUGCCCUACGCCAUCCCCGUUCCUCCCUGUUGUUCACUCCCAUAAAACACCAUUGAAAAAGAGAAAUAAUGACAAGAGAACACCUCAGGAAAAAUGUGAUUACACAAGAGCCUAUCCAAAAGACUAAUAUUAGCAGAUUGAGUCAUAUGGGGAAGUAGUAAUUUUCCUAAGUAAAAACUUAAUUGACUUAUGUGCUAAAUCAUAUGCAGUUUCUACAAGUUAAUUGCCUUGGAGCCUGUGUAUAUGCAGUUAGUGCCAUACUGAGGUUUAAGCUCAAGCUCUGGUCUCCAGCCUUCUGCUGCCCUGAGUCACUGGGUGUGCAGUGCAGGUGUGGUGGGAGCGUGCCGUGCUGUCUGUCCCUGCUGUGUGUCUGUCCCUGCCGUGCCGUGUGUCACUGCUGCUGCAGCCUCAGUUUGCUCUGCCCGCGUGUAGCUCUGAUUCACUCGCUUCUGUUUUACUGCUGCACUAAGUAAAGUAGUCAUUCAUUCUCUUUGAUUCAGAGACUGUGUGCUUGUGGGUGUGAGAAUUCUAGCUCGAGUUCAUUAGGAGUCUGUGCUUGCAUCGUUGCAGGAGCAGUCUCUCCCCUGUUAGCUCAGUUUGCCCCCUCCACUGGCUCCCUGGUGUGUGCUGAGCUGUGUCCGUGCUCUGGCCUUGGCUGGGAGCCCUUCCAGGGCGACAUGCUGCUCUUUGACACAGCAGUAAUGUACAUCUUAAACAUAUUUGAUGCUUGAUUUUUUUUUCAGCCUGUUUAAAGGAUUUUAUUCUUUGUAAAGGUUUGCCUUACAUUUCCUUUUUAAAAACAUAUGUAGAAGUACAUACUUUUAUGUGGGCAGAAGUGCAUUAUCUCUGCACAAAGCAGGGAGGCUGAAACGCCGCCAUUACCGUGUUACAGAAAACCCAGUGAGAGGUUUUAAUUAAAGCUUUUCUUUCUUGCUGUCCAGAAGGUUUUGUUUUAUGUUUUAAGUUCCUUGCAUUUCCCUUGUGCUGGGAACUAGCAGAGGUGUUACUUUCAGACAGUGCUUUUGCUUCGCUCAGUGAAUUAAACACGCCUUGAGUGCUUGGGUCCCAUUAUUGGUCAUUUCUUGGCCUGCUCUGCGCUUGUUGUUCCCUACAGCACUUUCUACCUGGGUUAUUAGGAACCUGAUGAUACUCUGAUUGUCCUGGCCUGUUUGGAUAGCAAACAGAUUCUUCCCAGCUCCCAGUGCCUGCCUGCAUGUGACCCUGUCCACCGAGGGAUCUGUGCUCUGCCACGUGCAGAGGUUUCAUUGCUUGCUGUGCAGUGAGUGGGUUUGUUCCUGGAUGGAAAGGAGGAAGCAUCCUUGUGUUGUAGGUGAUCAUAGUCGUUGGUAAGGAGCUUUUCUGCUGAGUGAAAAAAGCUCACAGAGAUCAAAAUGUGCAACAUAGGAGCCUGUGUUGAAGACUUUGAGGAAGUUUGUAAGUUCUUACUAUAGAAUAAAAAUAAUCUGGCACUGCUCAGUCUUAUGGCUGAUGCAGAACUGUGCUGCCAAGUGGUUGGAGACCUCUAUAACCCAAAACUAGCUGUCAGCAUUCCAGAAAACUUUCUGAAUUUGGGAUAACCAUUCCCAUCUCCGAACAGCCCUUCGUAAAGCGCAGGGGUUGGCUGCAGAGGAGGCUGUCUCGCACGGCGCGUGGGCAGUUUGCACAAUGGUACUCUGUUGGCUUAAAUUACAGUAACCACACCCUUGAUCUGCCUUUUUUCUUUUUUCCCCGAUGUGAAAGGAACUAUUUUUGGAAAAUUUAUACAGCUGAAAGUGGUAGUUUAGAUAGAAGAGCUGUUUCAGCAAAGCUUCGGGGUAGGCUAAAUAUCAGGCUGACCUUUGCGGAGUUCACUGAGCUGGUGGAAUCUGAAUAUCUGCAUAAAGAGCCGUGCUUGUGGCUGUGACGAGGAGGGACUGUGCCUAGCGGGCCUCGGUCUGAGCUGUUCCCCUCCUUCCAGUCCUCCACUUGGUUAUCUGCGGGGCAUGGAAACAGUUCCAGAUGAGGAGAGUUUUCCUGUGUGGGUUAUGCAACUUUGGUUCGUUCUUGCGGCUGAGCCACGACCACCUUGCUUUGUCACGUGUGUCACACGUACAUUUAUGUAUGUUUUCAUUUUUAUAUGUUUACUUCUUGUUCCAAUAUUUGUUGUUCUUAUUCUUCCCUCCAAAGCACGAUAUUCCUAUUUUGGUUAGGCUGUUUAUGGUACUGGAUCAAUGCUGCAAUCUGCCCUCUGUGGUACACUGACGUCUUCUAGGAAUUGACAGACUAUGGGGACAAGUACAUGAGUACAAGUGCUCUGCUCAUACAGAGUUUACAGAUGAGUUUUGCCUCUUAUUCUCAUGAAAACCUACUGAUACUUCAGCCUGUGCAAAUGCAGCACGGUUACUUGUGGUACCUCUUGCUUUUGCUGAUGCCUGGGCUUUCCUGGCGGCCUCACCCUGGGGCAGUGCUGCCCUGCUUGGGGUGGGAACCUGGCAGCUGGGGUUGUAUGUACACCUGCGUGCCUGCUCAGGAGGGCUUGUAUGGACAGACACCUUCAGGAUUGUUUCCAGGAAUAAAACAGAUGCUAUUGCGUGCUGCAUCUCCGGAGGUGACUAGUAAAAACAAAUCUGGGAGGAAUUCGGUAACAAACCAUUACGAAGCAUACCCUGUUUGUCAUGACAUCUUGGGUUUUUUCUUUCUUUGAGAAAGGAGGGAAGGUUCCCAGGCCUUUUUUGUAUGUCCAUCCUACAGCAAAAGCAAAAAGCAAACAAACAGCCUAAAACCACAUCAACCAACCAGCUCUCCUCAGUGAAACAAUGAACCUCAGAACAGUACGUUUAUGUUUAUAGGAAAGAGAUGAAAAUCGGGUUUUUGAGUUCCCAUUCAGUCUAUAAAUAUGGGGUAUGAAAUAAGAAAGCCUGUAUUUUCUGCUGCAGCAGUGUCUCUUUGGAUGUUUAUUUUGACGUCAUACCCCUCAAACAAAUAUGUAUGCCUGGCACAAAUUAUUUGAAGAUGCCAUUUUUCUCCAUUGACCACAGGUGGUAGAUUUUUCUCCCAAGAAUCCUGUUUGGCAUGGCUUCACUAGAGCAGCAAGGAGGUCGGAGCUGACACAUUAGUGUGCUUUGGGAAGCAGGGAUGCUCCUGUGUGCUGCAUGGAAGUAGUGCUGCUUUGAAGGAGGAAGGCAUUGUUACACUUGGUGCAGUGAUUGGAAGUUGUGCUCUCACUGCUGCCUGGAAGUGAGCGCUCCAAGCUGAGGGCGAAGUCUGGAGAUUGUCCAGUUACUGGAGUUGUUAAACAUUGUGAAGCAUCUAAUUCUUUGCUCUGUUGGCAAACAGUCUGGUGAACCAAAAGGGCAGCUCAGAGAAUGUUUUUAACAGCAGUUGUGUUCUUGCAGGAUUCCCUCUUGGUGCCUUGCUGAAUGCACGCUUCGGCUUCGUGUUGGAGUGGGCUCAAGCAGUGCUUCCGUUGGGCACUGGGUGUUCGUUUGGAGGGGGGGAGCUUCAGGGAAGCAGCUUCUGGCAAAAGGACAGAAGAGGGAAUUAUUUUGUUUUAAUUGCACGUGUGAAGUAUACGUUAGUUAUCUAGUCAUGUGCAGAUGAUGUCCUGAGAUCUGUGUCUGAUGAACAGCAGGUUUGUGCUCCCGUUCUAACCUUGGAAAGCCUGCCUGAGUCCUAGCCAAGUCUACAUAGGAAAAUAAGGUUUUAAUGGGAUGUCUCAGAUUACUUUUUUUCACUUCAGACCUGCUUUUUUUUUUCUGAUACAUUACUCAGGCUUAGCAGACUCUUACCUGCACAUGACAGUGAGCUGAAAUGAGUUCAGAAAGCACUCUGUUCCUUUAAUGUAAGUGAAGCCGUAGCAACUUGCUUGUUUUUCCUAUGAAUCAUGCUGAAGAAUGGUAUAGUGUUGAGAUAUGUUUACAGCUGUAGGUGCCAUGACUUCACACUUAAAAUUAUACUUUUAACUGUUACACUCAGAUUUAACUUUGGUUUGGCAUCAAGCCUAAUGGAGGCUGUUAAAUACAUAUACAUCUUGCACACGUAAGGCAGUUGAAAGAGGCUUUUUAGAUAUACCCUUGACCUGGAAUCCAGUAAAGGAAAAAAGUAGUAUUGGUUUUACCUAUGGAGUGAGUCCACCUCCAACCCAAAUGAAUAUUUGCACAUGAUCUGUAAAUGAUCUUAGUGCUCGUGGUGGUGCUCUUCUUUAACGUGCCCUAAAGCUCUGCUUGGGUGUUGGAUUUGCUGCCCGUAACGAGUGGUGCUCCAGUGACAGAUCCCACAUGCCUUACACCAUCACCAAUAAAUUGCUCUUAGCAAUGAGCUCUUUUGAUCACCGUAGUCUCUCAACCUUCUUUUAAGGAAUAAAUUAGUGUAAUGUUUCUCAAAUGUUGAGAGACAAGUAGAUUAAAAAAAAAACAAACAAACACAUUUUCCUUGUGAGUAGUAGAAAGAAGAGCAGUGUUGGUUCCUGAAUGCAGCUGAUGGCUGCAGAACCCACGGUGGGGCAGGGGAGGUGACCUGGGAAACAUUCUCCUGUUCCUUGCCCUGGAUGCACAACUAGUAUUUCUUGACUUCCUUUUCACGUUUUCUCUAUGAGAACGUUCCACUAGCAAUCACUGAUGCAAUAAGCACAUAAAAUAGCGCUUGAAAUGUAUUAAACCCUGAGGUGUGGGGAAGUGGGAGCUCCCUCCAUCCCUAAUUUUGUUUGACACAGCUAUUAUUUUCCUGGUUCCCUUUGAAAGUAUUGACUGUCUGCUGAGAUAGGACACCCAAACUGAAUGCUUGCAUCCAGCGAGCUCUGGAAAUGAGUGUUGAGUAAUGGGAUGAGAAAGGGGAUGUUUCCUGGUGGCCCUUUCAGUGCUGGUAGACACCUACAAGGAGUUUCCUUUGGGAGAGAACGGAAAUUGGAAAAGCAGGAUGCGUGUUUUGAUGGACGGGGAUUAUUGCUGCGUACCUGGGGAGCAGACAGUGGGCAUUUGAUAGCAAAAGUGGUAUUUUAACUGUAGACAAAGAGCACCGUAUUGAGUGAAUAAAUAGUUGUGGCUUUGAACGUGAAGAGUAUGUGAAGUUUUUGUGGUCAUUGCUCACAGAUCCUGUACCAGAGCUGUGUCGGGCGUACUGUGUUCCCAGGGGUGCAGGAGGGCUUUUGGCUUGGGAAGAAAAGUUUGGCAAAUCGGGUUUUGUGAUUUCAUUGAUGAGUGCUUCUAACAACAGGUGAGGUCAAUCACUGCCGAUUGGUUGUCCUCCAAAGUAAGGUCAAAGUGCAGCUCCCUGAAUUAAAUGAUCUCCUGACAUUCUAAUCAUUGCCCCUUUCUGUGGUGCUGUGAUGGAUGCCUACAAGUUGAUUCGGUCCCCUUAGGCAAAGUGAAAGCUCUGUCUGUAGUAUUUUAAUGCAUCCAUACUCUAGCCAAUCUCAUACAUCCACCUUCCUUUUGUACUUUAGUUUCCACUAAUUCUGAAAGUGUUUGGAUGUUAGUCACUGAUUUAAAAAAAAAUAAAAAAAUUGAAAAAUGGUGAACUGAAUCUUCUAUCACUGUGCAAACUUGAGCGAUGAUAGUUCAUCCAGUGCGCUUUUCAAGUGGUUAUGCUUUAUUUGUUGCUCUGCUCUGUUUGCAGCUCUGUUCUUUGCAUUCUGGUCUAUGUACAGUUUGUGCAGUAUUUUAUCUUGCUGCUGUUACACCAGCUUCUGCGUGAGGAGAUUCAUGGCCAAGGCCCUCAGCAUACAUUGCUAUGGAGACUUCGCGGUGCAGGCAGGAGGAUCGCAGAAUGGCAGGGGCUGGAAGGGCCCUCGAGAGAUCAUGGAGUCCAACCCUGCUAAAGCAGGUGCCCUCCAGCAGGUCACACAGGAAGGUGUCCAGAUGGGCCUUGAGUAUCUCCAUAGGAGAAGACUCCACACCUCUCUGGGCAGCCCGUCCCAGUGCUCAGUCACCCUGAACAUACAGGAUUUGCAGUAGAGUUUUUCAUGGCCAUUUGUCUCACACCUGGAGCUCAGCAGGAUGGCAGUUAUCAGUGGGACUGAAUUUAUUUGAUUCUACAUGUACAGAAAGAAACUUUUAUUUCAUUUACGCAGCGCUUUCCCCAUCUCUGAAAGGUUUGUGGGUGCUUGAGCCAAUGCUGCUCUUUGAUUUUUAUGCCCAGAAAUGUGCAGGAUUGGGAAUCUGAAGCAUUUGAGAAAGCAGAUGUGCUUGGUUCCUAGUUCUGCUGUCUUUUUCUGGUUCAUCAAUGAACAAAAUGAGUUACAGAUGCUCAGUGCUCAGCACAAAAGGGCCUCUGCUGGUUUGGAAGGACCACUGGGACUCUUGGGAAGUCACUUAUCUUUUGGUAAUAAAGAAGAGCUGAGACAUUAAAAAACAAAAACAAAAAAAACAGUGUUGGUGUUGACUGGGUGGAAAUACCAAAAAAAAACAACGAAACAAAAUAAAAAGUAAGUUACUCAUCUCUUCCCAGAAGAAGGGCGAGCGCUGCCUGGAACGGCAGCUGUGGCUGGUGGGCUCCUGUGGUGGCUGGGUGUCCCUGCCGGCCUGACAGAGGGGAGGGCCCACGGGGCACCCCGUGCCAGGCGGGAGGGCUCGCUGCGGGGUUGUUGUGCAGACAAUGCUGUCACUGUACGGCCACGAGGCUGACACACGGGGUAUGCUAUAGAACAGUGCUCGCUGUGUCCCUGUCCUGGCGUGUCUCAGCAGGCUCUGUGUCGUGAGCCCUUUGCCAUGAAGCUGGCUGGACGGCAGGGUUUACCAGAACGGACCUCAGCCUUGUAGGGGUGCAGGCUCAGCGUGGGGCUUGGGCUCUGGAGCAGGUGGUGGGGAGCUCUGGCUCUGGUGGUGGCCAGUGUAAGGAGCUCGUGAAGAGAAGUCAGCCAUCAGCAUGCUGGGGUUUGUACAGUGCUUGGGUCUAACAGCACUAGGUAGCAGUCACGUUGGUGACUUAACCAGAAUCUGUCUGAUAGCCUGAGCUGAAUGACUUGCUUCUAAACCAGCUUCCUCACUGCUCUAGGUGAGGAAGUAUGAGAAAGGAAUGUGCUCAGCUGGGAAAACCAGCAGUGCCCUUGUGUUCUGAGUAGCGCUCUGCAUUGAUAACGGAGCUUAGAAGCGGGUUGGUAGUUGUUUGGUUAUCACACGUGGCACACAGUUCAGCUGCACUAAAAUAAGUCCUUCAGGAGACAGCAAGCAGUCUUUAGCAUGGUCUUACCCAGUGUUAGUUCUCAGAAUGAGACUGAAAGGGUCGUUAUGUAGUAAGCACUAAGAAUUGCUUCUAAAAUCAGGCUUUAAGUAAAAUAACAACUGCUGCAUGCAGACUUGUCACCGGCACUUUCCGAACCCGAGCUUUCACUACUUGUUCUCAGAAUAAAUAGUUAAUGUUCUGAAAGGACUUAAAGGAGGAAAAUGGUUUCGUUGUUUCACUUCUGUGCGUGCAGUGGAAGGCUGGUGAGCAGCUAACGCACAAAGCACGCUCCAGCUUCUGAAGCGCCCCGCGUGUGGGUAUUUGUUUGGGUUUGGGCUGAUCCCGCUGGCGAAGAACGCAGCCCAGCCCUGCUGCCGUGGCUGGCGGAGGCACCGUGCCAGCCUGCGUGCUGGGGGGGAAUCCAGCUCCGUGCGUGUGGAAUCCGAUGGGCGGUUGACCUAUAGAAAAUAAAUUUAGGUUUCAGUUAAAAAUACAAGUGGGCCCGCGGAUUGCAGUCUGGCCUUUCGCAGCGCGUUCGGAACCAUGAAGCAAUCUCGCUUCUCAGACGUUGAUGCGGUUUUGUCACCUGCUCGUUCUCUCUACUCUAGAUUCGUGCAUGAGAAAGCAUUUAUCUGGUUUUUCCCUUGUAUGGAAGCAGCACGCAGCUGUUCUGCUCCCUGCUGUAGCGUGUCAGUAGCGUUAUGCUAUAUUAGAUCAUUGUUUAGAAUGGGCUUACGUAUAUUUGGUUUCUUCAGUGUUACAAAAUGGCCUUCAGGUUUUCAUGCAGUGCUCAGUGGAUGAUGUACAGGGCCCAUCCGUCUGCUGUACCAGUCUUCCUGACACUUGCAACCUUGUUUUGAGUAAUGGUGAUGAAAUGAUGGACUUCCAAAGCUGUCAGGGAAUGGUGACUUACGUAGAAAACGCUGUUCAUCUCAAAAGCGUUGGCCAAUUCAUGAAUAUAUCGUUCUAUAAACAUCUGCUAAUGAAAUUUACCGCAUAACCCUGGACAUGUUUAAAUCAAGGUGAAAUUCUAUUCCUUCUUUUUGCUUCUCUUACUACUUUGGAGUUCCUGAGGGUUCCUUUAAUAGGUAAAUUCCACUGCUUACGCUCAGGCCCAAACAGGACACGAGUUUCCUUCUCCCUCAGCCCAGAGCCAGGCCAGGCAAUGCCUCUCCCUGGGAUCAAAGCUGCUAGCAAGGCGAGCAGCCACAUCGUGCUCAUCCUUACGCCGUUCCUUCUGCCUGCGUACUAGUAAUCAUUAGCUAAAACGAGCAUGCAUCACCCGAAGACCAUUUAUAUUUACUCAUUGUUGGGGCUACAUUGCAAAUACACACUUUUUGUAAAACACUGCGUUGAUCUUCUGUCCUCUGUCGUAUCAACCGCGCUCCCCGCAUGCGAGUGCAAGCUGGGGGUGUGCAGAGCAGCUUCUGUCUGCUGUCCGGAUGCAGAGUGCCCAGUGGGAGCUAUGGAGCAUGGCUCAGUGUGCCAGAAAAUACUGGAGAAUACCGACACUUCUGUGCUUUACCAACACAAAGGGCGUAUUCCCUUGUGGAUUCCAGCCAAGUGUCUACUUUCCUGAUUUCUAUUCUCCUCAUAGUCUAUGGCAGUUUCAGGUCUCUUAACAUGGACUUUGAGAAUCAAGACAAAGAGAAGGACAACAGCAGCACGGCUGGGUCUUUUAAUGGCAACAGCACCAAUAACAGUAAGGGUAUUCAAACCAUCGAUUCCACGCAGGCGUUGUUCCUGCCCAUCGGAGCGUCUGUGUCCCUCCUCGUUAUGUUCUUCUUCUUCGAUUCAGUUCAAGUUGUCUUCACAAUAUGCACAGCAGUCCUUGCAACAAUAGCUUUUGCUUUCCUUUUGCUCCCGAUGUGCCAGUACUUAACACGGCCUUGUUCACCUCAAAACAAGAUUUCCUUUGGCUGCUGCGGGCGUUUCACUGCUGCUGAGUUGCUCUCCUUUUCACUGUCUGUGAUGCUUGUGCUCAUCUGGGUCCUGACUGGUCACUGGCUCCUCAUGGAUGCUCUGGCUAUGGGCCUGUGUGUUGCAAUGAUAGCCUUUGUCCGGCUGCCGAGCCUGAAGGUUUCCUGCUUGCUGCUCUCGGGGUUACUAAUUUAUGAUGUCUUUUGGGUCUUUUUUUCUGCGUACAUCUUUAACAGCAAUGUGAUGGUGAAAGUGGCCACGCAGCCUGCUGAUAAUCCCCUGGACGUUUUGUCCCGGAAACUUCACCUGGGACCAAACGUGGGUAGAGAUGUUCCCCGCCUGUCGCUGCCCGGUAAACUUGUGUUUCCAAGUUCCACAGGCAGCCACUUCUCUAUGCUGGGGAUUGGAGAUAUUGUGAUGCCAGGUCUGCUGCUCUGCUUCGUCCUGCGCUACGAUAACUACAAGAAACAAGCCAACAGCGAUUCCUGUGGUGCCCCGGGACCAGGGAACAUCUCCGGACGUAUGCAGAAGGUCUCUUACUUUCACUGCACACUUAUUGGAUAUUUUGUAGGCCUAUUAACUGCAACAGUAGCCUCUCGUAUUCACCGGGCAGCCCAGCCUGCCCUCCUGUAUCUGGUACCUUUUACCUUAUUGCCGCUCCUCACCAUGGCAUAUUUAAAGGGCGAUCUACGCCGCAUGUGGUCCGAGCCCUUCCACUCCAAGUCCAGCAGCUCCCGCUUCCUGGAAGUAUGAUGGAACAGACAGCGACCCGAACUUCUGCCUUGGUCCUUUUCACUUUAACUUGUGGCUUUGUCAUCUCCUGACGCUGGACUGGCUGCCAGGUACUUGGGAAGGUACCAACUGCAGGACUUGUACGAAAGGAGGGGAAGGAAAAAAGCUGAGGCUCUGGAGCUCCGUCUCAUCGCCCUGCGGAUGUGGAACUGGGGACCCUUUGUGCAACUGCAGCCACUUUCCUCUCCUCCUCGCUCUGAUGGAUUAGUAGCAGACUCUUACCUACGCGAGAGAGGAAGAGACAGACUUGAAACUGAAAACGGCUUGAAGCCGUUCAAAAACUCGUGAACACUAAAAGAAAAAACAGUUAGGCAAACUGAAGCUUCUUCAGCGAACCCUCCUAGGCAUUGGGACCAGUUUCCUGUCGGACUUCAGUUUUGAAAAGAACUGAGACAGAAAGUUUUCUGUCACAAUAUUGGGGUUUUUUUGGUUUUUUUUUUUUUUUGAUUUAUUAAAUAUUUCCUGUGGUGUGAGGUUACUUAUUAAAUCCACAGACAUUGAGUGACUUCUUGCAGUAUACAUAUAAAAAUUUGUUGUAACAAGUUACAUUUCCACGCAGAUGUCAUGUUGCAGUGAAAAAGGGCACGAUUUUUAUACAUAUAUAUAUACACACACAUAUAGAUAUAUAUAUGAAUAAAUGAAAACCUGCUAAGAUCAUGCUAUGUAGCAGACAGGGGCUUGCUGUAAUUUUUAGCAUGUAGAGCAGUUUACUCUGGCUUUCUUGUAUAUGAAUCUACGAUGAGCUGCUGUUUUUCUCCCCCCUCCUGAAACUGAACCUGCAAUUUAAGAACAGAUGUAGUAUUUGUACCAGUUGUACUCACGGACUUUCGGGGAUAUUUGAUUUUGAUCAAUGUAGCAAACUAGGGAAGAAAAACGUCGAAACCUAACCCUGUUUGUUUGAGGGGGGAGGGAUGGGAAGGGUCUUUUUUUUUUUUUUCUUUGUUUCUUUUUUACAAUCAGCUCCCUUGCAGGUUUUUAGUAGUUCCUUCCUGACCCGGUGCAUGUAUUAUAGCAGCAAUUGUCUUUGUGCUUUCUGAUCAUAGUAAUGUAUCACUUGUAAAUACAUUUUUUCUAUUUUCUA
Molecule: messenger RNA, 12448 nt
Organism: Numida meleagris (helmeted guineafowl)
Lineage: Eukaryota; Metazoa; Chordata; Aves; Galliformes; Numididae
Gene: SPPL3
Product: signal peptide peptidase like 3
Exons: 11
Coding region: 10048-11328 (426 amino acids)
Biological process (GO): membrane protein proteolysis
Cellular component (GO): Golgi-associated vesicle membrane; lumenal side of endoplasmic reticulum membrane; cytoplasmic side of endoplasmic reticulum membrane
Molecular function (GO): aspartic endopeptidase activity, intramembrane cleaving
Source: RefSeq, a predicted model, not a curated record